UUAUUGUUGUUGCUAAUGGAACCGUGGAGCACCAUGAGAGAAGGAGCUGAUAUGCAAAUGAGAGUGCCACAGUUGCCUAUUUUGAGGAUGUACAAUACACUGGUGGAAAGAUGCUUCACCGACUGCGUAGACUACUUCAAGCGCAAGUCGCUGGACAAGCAGGAAGAAACAUGCGUCCGCCGAUGUGCAGAGAAAUUCUUGAAGCAUUCGAUGAGGGUCGGCAUGCGAUUUGCAGAACUCAACCAGGGUGCUGCUACUCAGGACUAAU
Asparagus officinalis (garden asparagus) is the source of this 268-nucleotide messenger RNA. Its product is annotated as mitochondrial import inner membrane translocase subunit Tim9-like. Bases 16 to 267 code for a protein of 83 amino acids. The record is from RefSeq and is a predicted model, not a curated record. Lineage: Eukaryota; Viridiplantae; Streptophyta; Magnoliopsida; Asparagales; Asparagaceae. The transcript is spliced from 2 exons.